Molecule: messenger RNA, 6253 nt
Organism: Haliotis rubra (blacklip abalone)
Lineage: Eukaryota; Metazoa; Mollusca; Gastropoda; Lepetellida; Haliotidae
Exons: 10
Coding region: 519-1763 (414 amino acids)
Biological process (GO): proton transmembrane transport
Cellular component (GO): plasma membrane
Molecular function (GO): voltage-gated proton channel activity
Source: RefSeq, a predicted model, not a curated record
GAACAAGCAUAUAAAAGUUGAUUGCCUUUCACUUUCAACAGGCUGUCCCGGACACAGCGUUUACAACCUGCGGGUUCUAAUUCAGCAGAUAUCUGUUAUGCGAUAAUACAAUCUGUAAGAGAUUCGGAACUAGUUCGUGUAUUCGUUACAGUUACCAAUACAAGAUGGUUGCUUGUGUCGGAGUCGGUUCCUGGUACAAAUAACGUCUAAAGGGUUAGUCAUUGAUUUUGUUGAAGAGGCCCCGAAACCAAACCGGUCGGUGGAACAAACGACACCGUCUCCACUUCCGUGGCUGAAGGACAAUGGAACUAUAGGUGUAUGUAUUCAAGAAGAGAUUCUUCCACCUGGACACGGGCGACCAUGAGACUCUUCUGGAGAGGCGUCCCUAGAAUCUAUUCAUCCCCCAUCGUCAUCAGCGGAAACGAGGGAAUUACAAGCCGGGAGACGAAACCAGGAUCCUUCCCCGAGACGAUUGGUACCUAGCAGCUGUUCAAGGUCAACUUUGACUUCCAUUCAACAUGGCGUUGUGCUGUAAGAAAAAGAAAGGAAAAGGCAUGGGACUUCAGUUCCUCGCGGCACAAACUCUGAAGAUUGCGUCUAUGAAUGGCUUGGGCGAACUGGACAAGCUUGAAUCAGAAUUAGAAGAUGAAAUCAAUUAUGAAAGUCAAGCUCCUCCCAGGGAAACACUUCAGAAAGUUCGCCGAAAGUUGGAACAUUUCCUCCACUCCAAGCCCGUGCUGCUUGUUGUCGUCGUCCUCAACGUCAUCGACUGUCUGCUUGUACUCGGAGAGCUCACGUUUGACUUCAACCACGUGGGCAAUUUGAUAAAAAACCAUCAGCACUUGACCGAGCACUUCCUCUCUCAGCUUCAAGACAAAUAUCCCGAUAAUCACUACAUCUCGAAGUAUGCCGUGGAGAAGACGUAUGAUCGAAUCGUAGCGGCAACGAUAGACUGGACGGGCAAUGGGACGUCCAUGUGCGACAGCAACGACACCAGUCCGGUACAUCCUCGACAUAAACGUGCUUCAGGGAGCGACGACGGUCACGGCGGGGGACACAGUAUUGAGGAGGAGAUGGGACAUGGGUUUCACUUAACUUCUGUCGCCAUCUUAUCACUUCUCGUCUUCAUAACUGCCUUGAAGAUAGGUGCAACAGUGCCUCGGUUUUUCAGGAGCAAAAUGCAGGUAUUCGACGCCGUGGUCAUCCUCAUCUCCUUCAUUAUCGAUCUCGUCUUCAUCGAAGGCGUCAUGAGCAUGGACGUCAGUAACUACGUCAUCGUGUUGACCUUCCUGUUGCCAUGGAGAAUCAUCCGAAUUCUGAACAGUCUGAUCGUGGCAGUGUUGGAUAAGCACCGGUUCCAGAUGAAGCUUCUCUACAAGCAGAAGAAGAAGAUUGACAAGCAGUACCAAGAGGCUCACGAGAAGAACAAACAGCUCCUGAAACAACUUGAGUCCAUCAAGGGUUUAUGUUCGGAAAAAGGCAUCACUUCCCUUGAACUUGGAAAAGCACUUGACCACUCUCAGUCAGGAAAGAUGAGCAAGCUGAGAGCUCUCGGAAAACUAGCGUUCCAUACGGCAGACACACUGUCCCCCCACUCCCCCACCAUCAACGGCCACGGCCCUAUCUUCUCGCCAACGUCGCCGACCAACAACAUACAAACACCAAGCUUAAGCGACGCCCGACGUCACAGCAGCAGCACGCCCAAUCUUCCAGUCAUUGACGAGACGCACGUGAACGUGGAGGAUGCCUCAUCUAACCUAUAAUGAGCCCAGCUGAAGAUUGCAUGUCAAAGCGAUAUCAAGCCGACUUUGGGUCUUGCAACAUGUUCUACUGCGUACUUGUUCCCUGAAUGGGUGAUUGUUACUUACACUGUUUGGAAGGUGUCCAAAUGCUGUCUGAACGCACUGUCUGAACCGGAGAUAGCCUUUCCAAAUUGAACUUCUUAAUGACGUUAUCGGUUAUCGCCUAAUGCUUAUACCAGACAUGCAAAGGAAGGUUCAGCUGACGAAAGGAGGUCACUACAUGUCCAUAGUUCCAGGAAGAUGUUACGUAAUCGGAGCAUAUUAAGAAUGGAACGUAAUCUGGACAACGCGAGGGAGUAUAUCUACAUUGGCGCCGACUUCCAUGAGGAGUAGUGCCCUGGCACAUGUGUAUAUCAACGUUUUCUGUUUCCAAGUGUUCGAGUGAUGAUGUGAGGAGCGGAUACCUGGACGGCAAACUAUUUUGACAUUAAAGAGAAUAUGUCAUUAAUGAACUAAUUUCUGUGAAAUUGGAAUACAGGAAAAAUAGGCCAGUACGUUGUGAUAAUAUUUUCUCAAAAUUCCGUCAUAAACUUUAUUUUCUAGAAUAUGUAUAUCAGUAAACAGUUGAUUAUUCAUUGAGUAAAAGCAUUACACAACAACGAUGGAUUAGUCAGCAUUUCAAGCGUUAAUGACGUUGGUAUUGAAGAGUGGAAACGUGUUCACGAUGCAUGGAUGAGAUACAAAGGAAACUUGUUAAUUGUACGAACAUUGCUAUUCCAGAAUCUCUUAGCUGUGGGUGUUUAUAGUUCUGGUAAGAUUGUUGGGGAGAUACUAUACUGAGGGACACAAAUAAGCGAACACCACUUCAUGUCAAUUUUCCUUUAUUUAUUCUCAGAUUUCCUCCCACAUCGCAAUUCGAAGCUGAUGAUGAAAACUGGGAAAUAUUGAAGGAUUACUUGAAUUUUCCUGUGUUCCUUUAUUUGGUUCUCUCAGUAUAUAUACUCUAUUCAUUACCUAGCUAGUCAUUUCGGUAAUAUCGAAAUGGCACUGUAGUAUUUGUUUAUUUGUUCCUAGGAACGUUUCUAUACGGUCAUAGUUUUUUUAAAAUUGUCUUUUUAUGACGCAUUGUUUUGAAUGAAACGUCUUACACCUUUGGGUGAUCCACGUAAAUAGAAAAGUAUAUUGAAGUGUAGACAAAAGUUAUAUCAUUCAUAUAGAAAUGCACAGUCGAUAGGAAUCUUUCACCCUGUACAGGCGGAUGAUGGCUACGUAUUGAACAACGCCCACGGAAAUGGGCCACUCUUCAUGUAUAAUCAUGCUAUUGUGUACAGAACCUUCCACUAAGUACAAAACAACAAGAGAAACCGUGUACACAUUAUUCUAAGUUACACAGAAGAUGGAAAAUUGUUUACAACAAUAUAUAGUGUUUAUACUGUGAAAUACAGGACCCCUGUCCAUGUUGGGGUACAACAAUAAACAUCUAGGCCUUUUGAUAAAUUACCAUUUACGCUGCGUGCGCAAUUUUCUUAGUGUUUUUUUAUUUUAUAUUAUUUUUCAAAUAAUAAAGUAUAAAUUCAUUUCUUUGAUUCACUUUACACAACUUCUGAUCGUCGCUAUGCAAGGUAUAGGUUGAUUAUGCAGUCAAAUCCGGGUAUCACCAUCUUUGGAGGGUCACCAAUAUCUGUUCAUUAAAUACGAUUUUCGUUAUUUCCAUGAACAGCAAAUUUAUUAUGACUCAAACUGGUUUACGAUUGGGUUCGUUUUAACUAGUGUUCGAUGUAUACGAGUUAUAUCCGAAGUUGGCUGUUUGAUCGACUGUGUAAAAACAUGCAAUACGACAAUGCAAAUGAAAAAAAUCUGUUAUCAGCCUUUUGUACUGAAUUUCUUUUGUACAUACUGGUGUGAAUUUGUAGGUUAUUUGUAAGUGGCAUGUAUGUCAGUGGUUGGUACGGCGUGGAACAAUACUGUUGUAUUGCAUUGAACAUAAUACGGAUAUUUCGUAAAUCUAGCACUGUGUAUUUCUGUUCUAUGUUAUGAUCGUACUCGACUGAAUGAUUAAUCUUCUGUUUUGACCUCAUGUCAUCAAGUUUCAUUACCACGCAGCAAUGACGUCAGCAAUGACGUCAUCAUCAAAUAGCUAUGGUUAGUGGUGCUGAUUUAACCUCAACUGUUGCUUAAAGUGUGUGGAUCUAAUUUCAAAGAAUCUAUACUGGACAAAAUAAGUUAGGGAUAUUGGUAAUUUUGUGAUUGAUAUUUUAUGAAUGUGUCAAUGAAUAAAUACAUCAUUAUUCAUAAUUUAAAAUUUACAUCUAUCCCUAACUAUUUUUGGCCAGUAUAUAUAUAAUCUCUAAGAAAUGAUGUGAUAACCGUGUUACCAAAGCGAUCGGAAAUAACUAUGCAGUUUUGUCAGUGUCAAAUCUAUUGCAAUGCAUAUGCCGGCCUUCAGUCUCAUUACAUUUUGAUAGCAGUCGAAAGAGAGGAGUUGGGGUGGUAUGUCUUUGCUUUAUUUCCUUCAAUGGUGGUAGUCGUAUCUCUUUACAUAGAUCAUAGUCGUACACGAAAGUAGACUUGUUUACAAUGUGGUUACAGUUAUUGAACCUGGUGAAUAUUUUAAGUUCUGUGGUUUGAGAAAUGUAUCGUCGAUGAAGAAGUCUUUGCGUAAUGAAUUUCAGAACACGGAAGUAAUGUUUCAAAUGUCUUAAGUACUAAUGUAUUAAAAUGAGGAAAAUUAACAAAGUUCAUAAAUAUUUUUCACGUUAUAUGUUAUUGGAAAUUGUAAAUAUUACAGACUAACCGACCACGUUCCACUAUGUUAGGCCUGCCAAGGGUCACAUUGAUAACGAGCAUCGGACAUAAUCAGGGACCAGUAUCUGACAUUGGAUGUGUUAGCUAAACUUAAUGAAACCAUCAUACAUUAUACCACGCACACCCUUGCCCUCCAUCAGGGCUUAGUCACGGCACCUCUCUAAACCACAGGCCCUCGUGUCUUUGCGAAGAUUAAAGAUUUAAAAAAUUAAUUUUUUUGAGAUGACCCCCGACUAGAAAUGCUACACAGUAGCUACACAGUACAAUACAUUAUGACAUGCAUUGUACUGUGAAGCAUUUCUAGUCAGGGGUCAUCUCAAAUGUUAUAUGUUUUUUAACAUCUUUAAUCCUCGCAGAGACAUGAGGGCCUGUGCUCUAAACCGCUCCCUCAGGUGUUGUACUGCUGGUUCAUCCACCACUAUACCUCCUAACAUGCAAGUCAUCAUUUCUGUUGGGUUGAGAGAGUCGGUAUGGUUUUACUAUUUUCACGCUGAGCUAUUUUGAAAUGAAAAUUUAAACAGUAAGAGUGAGUGAGUUUGGUUUUACGCUGCUUUUAGCAAUAUUCCAACAAUAUCACGGCGGGGACACCAGAAUGGGUUUCACACAUUGUACCAAUGUAGGAAAUCUAACCCGGAUCUUCGGCGUUAAGAGCCAACGCUUUAACCACUAGGCUACCCAACGCCCUUUCUAUUUGAACCAAUCCAUCAACUGACCACAUGUAAUUUGCUAGGUUUAAAAAUAGUUGAACGUGGUCGAUUAAUCUUUAAAACUUACAAUUUCCAAUAAAAUACAACGUGAAAGAUAUUUCAAAACUUCAUCCAUUUUCCCCAUGUUAAUAGAUGUUUAUUAGGGAGACUUGGCGCAAUUUGCAUAUCCAGUGGUUUACGCAUUAUUGUUUAUUGUACCUUUCACGGGGCAUGCACUUUGUACUCUAAGUGAAAUAUCCUUUUUAAUUAUUCGUAUUUCUUCGUGUUCAUUUAUCUCACUGUCUUUGACAUAUGUCUUCUAUGUUGCUAUUCAGUUUGCACAAAGUGCUUCUGCUAUCCUUCAUAUGCAAGGAAAACAUUUUUUAUGAUAUUAUAAAUUUGUGUUGACAUAAAUAUACGAAUAAGAAACAAUUCGAGAACCUUACCUUUCAGCAAUGUGUUCAUAUCAAUUAUGAAAAUAUUUUUUGUUUCUCGAUGAAAGCAAAACACUGUCUCAAGACUUACAACAAAUAUUGUCAACCGUUUCACAUCAUCUUGCACGGUCAUGGAGUAAAGCCUGUCAACCAUCUUGGUUGAUCCGGCAUAAUACGAAUCAACAGUGGGAUAUGUCGACACUGCGACUGUAUCGAAAUACGGAUAACUCGACAUAAAUUCGAUAGCCUAUGAGACUUCGAGUCAGCGAGGUUUCAUUGUAUAUCUAAAAGUGCUUUCUCAGUUGUAUCAAUGAUGUUAAGACUGCAUAUGCCUUUUGUUUACUCUAGGUUAUCCGGGAACGCCAUAGAUGUUAUCUUAAGACGAGUGAUAAUGUUGUACAUAGUUCUUACAGCAAUACAUGAGAUUUGAACCACUGGUUUCCAUGUUUUACUCUUCAGCUAGUUUUGCGUCACUUCUUUUUGGCAUAUGCCUGUUACUGUUUACAUCCUUGUACAGUUUCACAAUAACGCUUGUAUCUCCGAUGAUUUCUUGAGAUUAAACAGAAGUUAUAUUUUUGUAGACAGA